Messenger RNA from Caretta caretta (loggerhead turtle), 5947 nucleotides. RefSeq names its product ubiquitin conjugating enzyme E2 K (gene UBE2K). NCBI's taxonomy places the organism in Eukaryota, Metazoa, Chordata, Testudines, Cheloniidae. The record is from RefSeq and is a predicted model, not a curated record. Gene Ontology annotation, molecular function: protein binding.
GCGCAUGCUCGGCGCGGGCGCCAUUUUGGUGGGGCCGGGAAUUAUCCAGCGGGAGCGGAGGAGCUCUCUGGGCCCGGCUCGGAGGCAGCGGCGAGUGGGUGCCGGCUGCGGAGAUGGCCAACAUCGCGGUGCAGAGGAUCAAGCGAGAGUUCAAGGAGGUGCUGAAGAGCGAGGAGACGAGCAAAAAUCAAAUUAAAGUAGAUCUUGUAGAUGAGAAUUUUACAGAAUUAAGAGGAGAAAUAGCAGGACCUCCGGACACACCAUAUGAAGGAGGGAGAUAUCAACUAGAGAUAAAAAUUCCAGAAACAUAUCCCUUCAAUCCUCCUAAGGUGCGGUUUAUCACCAAAAUAUGGCAUCCUAACAUUAGCUCGGUCACUGGGGCCAUUUGUUUGGAUAUCCUGAAAGAUCAAUGGGCAGCAGCAAUGACUCUAAGGACAGUGUUGUUAUCAUUGCAAGCACUGUUGGCAGCUGCAGAACCAGACGAUCCACAAGAUGCAGUAGUGGCAAAUCAGUACAAACAAAACCCAGAAAUGUUCAAACAGACAGCUCGACUUUGGGCACAUGUGUAUGCUGGAGCACCAGUUUCUAGUCCAGAAUACACCAAAAAAAUAGAAAACCUUUGUGCUAUGGGCUUUGAUAGGAAUGCAGUAAUAGUGGCCUUGUCUUCAAAAUCAUGGGAUGUAGAGACUGCAACAGAAUUACUUCUGAGUAACUGAGCCAUGUAAAGAGCUGCUUCUGUAGUCCAGCUUGCCCUUUCUGAGGAGCAUCACCAUCUGUUAUUUUUAGGAUUCUAUAUAGAUUCUCUUUUAAAACUGGCACUCUUGCCUGAUGAUGCUAUCUAAGCACUAUUGGAGACUGAAAAACUGCUCUGUAAAUAAAGCUAAUUAAACGUCUGUGUAAAUUUAAAAGGGGAAAUACUUUAAUUUUUUCUUACUAAAUAUUGUAAAAAUUCUUUGAGCUCAGCUAAAACAAUGGGGCGGGGGGGAACAUGCCUACUUUAGUGUUUAGCAGUGUGACCAAGACUAGCAGGAAUUUGCUUCAGGAUUUUGAUUUAAUUAUUCAGAUAACAUUGAGUGUCAAAGUCAUCAAAAUUGUUAGUGUCACUCAUCCAUCUAUCUUACUGUUUUUAACAUGGAUCCUAUGUGCCUGUGGAUUGACCUAUAUUUGCAUGCUUGUACUUUACUAGACAUUUUAGAUAGGGUAGCUGAAGAGAGCACCAUUUAAGUACUUGAAUGUUCUUGUUAACUUUUUUCCUGAAAGCAGUUUCAAGAUUUAUCAAAAGUUCAAAAUGGUGACCUGUUCAGAACCUCUUUCUUAGUCAGGUGACUGGGAAAUCUGCUUAUUUGCCCUCUCCAACAACACACACCUAAAAUAUCAUUCUGGAUUCCCUUCCAUAAUCUGUGGGUCUGGGUGCCAUUAACAGUAGUUUAGUUGCCACUUUAAAUGGUAUAUUUUGAAUAACCAGUAAAUGUGUUUAACCAUCAUACUUGCUACACAAUCAUAAAAGUUUGGUAUGUCUGGACAUAGCACAAAAAAGUGGAGCUGCUUUUUGUUGUUUGUUAUAUAGAGGUCAGAACUCCUUCAAUAAAUUUGGAUAGUAUAAAUUCACUGGAUUUGGGGGAAGAACAACUGAACAAUUCUCGUAUACUGAGAAUUUAAAAAAAACUAAUGAAAUAUUUUUCUUUGAGUACUUGCUGUGAUGCAAUCAGCUGUUUUUUGCAACAGCUUUCUAGCUUUAUUUUGAGCUUCAGUCUAAGGAUUGCUUACCAGGUACUUUAAAAAUUCACUCGUUUGCAUUUUUCCCUAGUUGAUACAUGGAGGCUGGUGUUGGUGUUCUUACUGUACAUACUUCAAAUGCACAUAGAAGUAGAAGUGUGUUCUCAGUUUAACUUUCUUUUGGAUUGAUGUUUCUGAUAAACGAGAACUGAAAUUACCUUCGCUUGUAAAUAGUCAGUCUUUCUAUUCGUAUUAAAAUUACAUUUCAUCCUGAGUUUAAAAGCUUGAAAAUUAUUAGUUUGCAACUUCAAACAGUAGUACAUCCAUCUAAAGAAAGUUGUCAUGUCUGUAUGGAUACAGUUGGAUACUUCUGAAAAUACAUCAGACAUGAAACUUUCAGCUAAAAUAGAAACUGAGUAGAGACUGGGGAUUGUGGAUGAUAGUGUACCAUAAAAGGCUUCUUUUCCGUGACUGUCUUCUCUUAAGCAAUAGUCUAAUAAGUGGGGGGAAAUGUACAUUCAUUUUGCUUGAACUAUAAAAUGAGCUGUAACAGUGUCAUACUUCAUAGAAGAUCCAGUUUGUAAAUGAUACUGGAAGCAAUGGGGAAUAUUAUUAAACACCUGGAGCAAAGUAGUAGGGGGAACAGAACUAGAAAAUAGAGAUGGAAAAGACCUAACUAAUGCAGGAUUACUCCCUGCAGUCGUCUAUCUAAUGUGUUCAUACUUUAAAAAUACUUGCAGAACACAGACAGUAAAUUUUUAACUCCCAUCCGUGCAAUACUAAACACAGUUGCUAUAGUCUUUCUGUACUGCUUUCUAAGGUUUUAUUCAUUGAUCAUAUUUCUUGGAUUUUCUUGCAGUAGUGUAAGUCAUUUUCAGAGAUGCCAAAGGAAACAAGACUUUUUUUUGUUGUUUUUCCUUGAUAUUUAUUUAUUUUUGUUAACAAUUAAAAAGCUGCUACUGCUCAACUGGUUUGUUAGGUAAUAGCUGGAAACAGUAGAAAACUAUGGCAAUUUUGCCAUUUGUGUUAAAAUCUCAAGUUACUGUCUUUUUCUGUUAUGUAUAGUUUGAUAAGAACAUUUUGAUCAUUUCAUUUACAUGUUAUUUACCCUGGUGGUAAUUGUAAAUGGCUGACUACUACUUUCCCUUGUUCUGCACUGCUAUUUAUCAAAGAAAGGAACUUGGAAAUCAUUGGGGGACAUAAAACUUAAUUAUAGCCUCUGGACCUGUCAUUUUGGUAACAGGAUUAGUCUCUUAGAGAGGACUGUGAGCACAUCUCAAAUGAUAAUCAGAGCAAAGUUUUCCAAGCAUAUAAGGGAGGGGAUGGGAUGGAAUGGGGGGAGGGUGGAGAGAGAAGAAAAGAGUGGGGAAUUGCUUUACUUCAUCACUGUUACCACUGAAACAAUUCCCCAUCAUGGAUUUUCUCCUGCUAUUUCCUUCACCCAGUACCUCAUUUUCUUUGUGGUAUUGCAAACUGUUCUCCUAAUACAGUUCUGUUCAAAUGCCAGUGUGUCCUUUCCUCCCAUGGAUUUAGUAACUAAGGUACUUGACUCAGUGCCAGCUCGGAUGCUGCAGCAAGGAAGUGUCUUGAGCUGGAUAGGGAAGUGACCCAAUAUUAAGCAGACAUUCAUAAUGUGAGGUCCCUAUGAAUUUGAAUCCUUUGUAAGGAACAUUUUUCUAUUCUUGGGUAACUAGCAGAGUUGAAUAUAAGGUUAUGUUGUACCAGAUUAGUGUAACUGCAGCCAGGGAUGAACCCUAGGAAUCUCUUACUGUUUGGGUGUUUUAACAUAGUAACUUUGUAAAGACUAAAUUGUAGUUCCGUUUUUUUAUGACUGAACAUCUCUAUAUUCAGGGCCCUGUGCAUUCACGACUGUGGAAUUGCUAUACAAUCUACUCCUGCUGCAGAUUUGUGCAGCACAUUUACACUUAGUUUAAAAACAUCUAGGCAUAAUGGCUGCAAAUAAUUUCUAAAUGUAAAUUGAUGCCUUGUCAUCUUCCUUAGUCUGCAAGCAGACAGUUUAAAAUAAUAACUGUGAAGUCUGAACAACCCCAUUUAUCUCAAUAGGUGUUAAUGCUGUAACUUAGUGACUCCCUAAAUGUCAGCUAAAUUUCACUGCUGAACAUUUUAGCACCAACAUCUAGUUAAUGUAGUUUAUCAGUUGUUUUCGGAUAGUGUUGUUGGUGAACAAGAAAUUUCAGUCUUUUCUUGCCCCUCACAAAUUUUGAAGUAGCUUCUGACCUUAUUCAGAGGCAAAGAAAAGUUGCCUUUCCUAUUGCCAAUAGCUUCAACUCCCUCACGGGUGCCGAAAGGUCCAUUUAUACCCCAUCUAGUUGCCAAAAACCCCACGAUUUUUAAGUUCUCAAUAUGAGAAACUCACAUAGGGAAACUAAAACUUACGGACAAUAUAAAAAGGACACUACUGAUGUUACACCACAUUUAAGUAAAAGGCUCCAUUUUCUGAUUUACCUGAAUUUGCCACAAGUUUCCAGUCUCAGAGUACUGCCUAAACUAGGGGCCUUAUAGCAGAAUUUAGGUCCAGCUUGCCACAGAGUACAUGGGGCCUUGACUGUAAUCAGUCAGGCAGUAUUUAUUUAUGGAAUUAGGUACUACAAAUUUUGUUGAACUUAAAGUUUGUUCUUGAUUUUCAUUGUAUUUAACUUUUUUCUUUCAAGUAAAUUAGGAUUGGGAACACUGAUGUUUGCAUCUGGUGUCUGAAAGGAGAAAUUCAUUAGCCAAAAAGAGACUUAUCUUGAAACAGCAGAUCUACAUUCUGUGAUGUGGAUAAUGGAAACACUUAAACUAUGCAAAAUUAACCUUCAUAAAACAGCUGGAAGUCAGACCUGGCAGGUGAGAGAGUACAGAUCACUUAUUUAAUGGAAAACAAAAUACGAUUUCAAGUAAAAGCUCUUGUUUACUGUGGUGGCUGUCAUUAAUAUGAAGAGGUCAGCUUUCAGAGCCAGGGGCGGCUUAACUGUGUGCAUGCCCAUUGCUUGCUUCCUAUGGAAGCAACAAACAGAGCCUAGCUUAUUAUUGUUAGAGAGAAGCCCAGGAAGGGCCAAUGUUAACUAAAACUUACUUACACGGCUAAAAUAUUUUGAACACGUGUUCAAGGGGGACAAAUGGGAUUAGGUGAUUGUGAUGUUGGAGUGGAAGGGCUUCUCUACACACACAUUUAGUUCUCAGCAAGCUGGGGUAUAAACCUAUUCUGUACUAAUAGUUCCUUACUGUGCUUUGAGCUACUCCAGUUUCAAAGCAGCAUAGCUCCAAGUACUGUAAGGAACUGUUAGUACAUGAUAGAUUUAUACCCCAGCUUGCUGAGAACUAAAUGUUUGUGUAGAGAAACCAAAGACUCUUAGUGGAUGUGAUCAUGGAUUGUUUUGUAGAACAUGUGACAGCAAUUGGCUAAGCAGAGGACAGUUAAAAAUGUUCAUUUUCCCAUGCUUUUUACUACAUCACAAUAGUAAAACAUGAAGUAAAGCUUUUCUGGGAAGAGCAUGUAGAUGUUUUCACUGUUAAUAGCCUAAUUUUCCAAAUGUUGCUUUGGUGACAGAAAAGUGUUUAUCAUUUGUCUUCAGUUAGACUGCUGAUCCAUAUUAAACAUAUUUCAGUAAAAACAUAUACUAUGACCUUCCCACUUUUACUGUUACAGCUUCAUUAGCUGAUACAUCAUUAGACAUGCAAGGUAUGUGUUGCUUCUCAUUUGGUUAUUUCAACUAUAAUGCUCUGUAGGCAACCUCAGCAACUUUACUUUUCAGAUUUGUUACCCAUGGACCAAUUGUUGCAAAUAAUUUGCACUGUACUGUGACGUUACCUGCUUGUGGGCAGCAUAAAAAAUAGCUAGCCAAUUGCUUAUGAGGCUGAACCAUUCACUGAAAACGUAAGUUGAAAUACCUAACUCUCAGAUGAGGAAAUGUACUAUGAAAGUGCUGUAUUAUCCGUUUUACAAUUUGCAACAACUGCUCAUGCUGAAGGAUGCUGCUAUCAUAGGAAUGCUGAUUUCAACUGUUGAAGAAUCCCACUUGUGAGAUACCUUUUCCAUCUCAAAUUUUGAUUUUUUUUAAAAGUUAAUAAAGAAUACUGGAGAAGGUUUGUUACUGAGCAUUUAAUUUCCUGUAAAGGGUGAGUGGGAGUGGGCUGGACUGAAGCAUCAGUGUUUUUUGUCUUGAGAAUAAAAACUACACAACACUUUUGUACACAAAUGAUUUUUUAAAUAAAUACACAUUUUAAAAGA